Molecule: messenger RNA, 339 nt
Organism: Fraxinus pennsylvanica
Lineage: Eukaryota; Viridiplantae; Streptophyta; Magnoliopsida; Lamiales; Oleaceae
Source: the annotation of a GenBank genome assembly
AUGCUAGUUUCGAAUCAGGCCUUGCAUGGUGUAUUCACUAACGGAUCAAAUACAAUGAUGAUUUCAUUUGUAUAUGCUAAAUGUACAGCCUUAGAGAGAAGAUCCCUUUGGGAGGAUUUGGAGAGUAUUACGGUUAAUGGUUUACCUUGGAUCGUAGCAGGAGAUUUUAAUAUAAUUAGGAAUGAUCUGGAGCGACGAGGUGGGAAACCACGUCCUAUGGUGGCAAUGGAUGAUUUCAAUAAUUGUAUUGAUAGAUGUGGGCUACUAGAGUUAUCUUCAGAAAGAAGACAACUUACUUGGUGCAAUGGUCAGGAUGGAAAUGCUAGGAGCUGGGCUUGA